Schistocerca gregaria is the source of this 2339-nucleotide messenger RNA. RefSeq names its product coiled-coil domain-containing protein 93 homolog. Lineage: Eukaryota; Metazoa; Arthropoda; Insecta; Orthoptera; Acrididae. The coding region runs from base 258 to 1832 and encodes 524 amino acids. The transcript has 3 exons. Gene Ontology annotation, biological process: Golgi to plasma membrane transport. The record is from RefSeq and is a predicted model, not a curated record.
AUCACUACUAUGUCACGAGAUGAAAUCCGUGCCGUCAAUAAGGGCGUUUGUAUCACCUUGGCAACAGCAUUGAACGAUGGCUUGUGGCAUAUGCCAACUCUAGACUAAAGAAAAAAUUCUUGCACAAAAAAAUCUGCCCAGCUACGCUCACUCGAUAAGGCCCCCAAAGCAGGGGACAGAAACAGCGUGCUCAGUCAACUCAAAAGCGCGGGUCUAUCCUCAUCAAUAAACCUCUUUUUUUUAAAAACCAUUCAGCUAUGAGCACUUCUAUGCAUCACUCGCUGACUAACUCGGCAUGUAAGGGAACCAAUUCAGAAGCCUAUGAGGCAAUCAUGUCACAGUUCGUGUCGAGAGGCUAUUUCCGGCCUCUCAUUAAGACUUUAGAACCCUUUGAUAAGAUCAUGGGCGGACUUAUGUGGACUAUAAACAAACUCUUGACGGAAGGCGUAGAAUUAAUCGAGGGUCUAAGAUUGGCUGACAAAACAUUUCUGGCAGAAUACACCGUUCUCGCACUCAAAUACUUAAAUUGCCCAUUUCCUAUAUCAUGUCAACAAAUUAUUUUUUUGGACUAUAAUGCGCUUCAGCCAAUCGUUUCAUGGCUGCUACAGUCUAUGGGCACAUUUGAAGAUGAAGAUAGAAUUAUUUUGGAGAGGUGGCAACAAUAUGAACUUUCACACCAUUUCAAAAUGUACCCACCUGUUCAAAGCAUAAUUGGCCUCUCCAUCUCCAGAAAGCGAUAUUCGAUAUCCCCACAUUUGUCACGUAAAAUAGAAACUCCUCCAAUGGCAUUUUGGAGGCCAAGAACCACUCAAAAAAUCAAUCACGAUAUUUGUCCUAUCGAUGUCUAUGAAAUUCAUUCUAAACCAAGACGUCUAGAUACAUCAAACUUCAGACGAGACCCACACCCUUUCGUCCCUGCUAUAUUCUGGCCUUGUUAUGGAUUCUCUGUCAACCAAAUCCCGUCAAUAAAUCAGACUCCUGUGAAUCGUAAAAAAUUGCUAUCUCUCAUCCUUCCUCAGCUUCGUCAUCUCUCCGACUUGUUUCUAUCUUAUAAAAAAUGCUUCAGUCCUAUUUCCGCGCCUUCCAAACAUCACACUGAACUUUUCGCAUCCAAAAGCAUUGAUUUAUCUCAUUUACUACAUCCCAUUCAAACCAUCACCAAUCAACUUUCACCUUCCCACCUCCAUCGACUUCUAAGUCUAGCUGCUCUUAAUGCCAGACUUUCAUCGGAUAUCGUUAAAUUCGAAUCAUACCGCUCACAAUCUCAGAAAAUAUUCGACCACCUUCUCCAUAAUCUUCUCUCUCAAAUUCAACACUCUCAUCUCGACUCGUCCAUUUUGUCUCUCCAAUCAAAACUAGAUUCUUUGACUCAUCUAUUUCGUUCUAAAUCACAUCGUAUCGCUCAGCUCCGAUACUUGCUCGAUCAAGUCCCCCCUCGUGCCGAACUUUCUCAAUACCAACUCUACUUCUUGGAGUUGUUUGAUGCGCUAUCUCGUAAACUCGUCCAUUCUAAACAGGUGAUUAUUCUGCAUAAUGUUACCCUGGAUAUCCGUUCUUAUUUGCAGCAUUUCCUAUCCCUCUUGUCCUUCAUAGACCAGCAAAUUUCCACCAGUUCCUCUAGCAAUUAUCUCAACGUCCUCUCCAACGCCCUAGACAACACCAAGCGCAGUGUCUCUACCACUCUGGACCGUCUCCUUCGCGACUCCGAAUCCCACCUAUUGUCUAUUCAAAUCUUCCAACAAGACAUCGCCUCUCUCCUCUCUAUUGAGUCCCAAGCAAACUCGCUGUUUCACUCCUUCCAGCAAUCCUGUAACAAUACCGAAGCGCCAUAAACCCAUGUAUUUACCAUCCUCUCUGCGCAAGAAACUCAUACAAUCUUCACAAACUGGCGUUAUAUAAAAUCUAAUACUGUAUAAAGUGCCAAUUCAAAAAUAACAAGCGAAAUCAAAAGGAAACGUAUAAACGAUUCUCUAUAUGGGCCAGCAAGAGAAAGCUGGUGCAAGUCGCGUGUGUCAUAUGUUCUACCGAACGCGAAUUUUUGUUCGAGUCUCAUGCACAUAAAGCAGCGCACCAGCUGCGCUGAGUUUUCAACUUAUUCUGUAGACGAUGACACGAACCCCGUGAAGAGAAUUAUGAACUCUAGUUUGUGUAAAAGCCUUUCUUGGAUGCUACUGAUUUUCAAUGAAAGAUGCAGAACCCAUAUAAGAUGCAUUCAGCAUACCCAACAUCAUUUCGGCCGAGAAAAACCCCGAUUGCCUAUCACAGUCGAUAAAUUAUUGUACCUUUAUCUUUCCUCAUAAACUCAACGACAGAUGAGUUUUUUCAUAUCACAGCAUCUA